UUUCGCCAAUUGGCGACACAAACACAAUCACAAUCAGAUAAGAUAAGAUUUUCAAACCGCGCUUUGGAGCCUCUCUCUAGAGAGAGAGAGCGAAAGAGAGCUCUUUGUUUGCUCUUCCUUCAAUUUCAAUGUCUUCUUCGUAGAGAGAGAGAGAGUUCUCAGAAGCCCAAUUUGGGCAAUCCACAGAAAUGGGUAUUCACUCCGACGCCCACAUUUGCCAGUGCCUAAGCCGCCUAGCCACCCUCCGCCGCAAUUCGCCGGUCACAAUCUCCGGCCACCGGCGAAAAACCGGCGAACAGUUCGUGGAGGCAAUAUUGGGCCUCGCCCGUGGGCUUCUCGAUCUGGGUCUCCAACCCGGUGACAUUGUUGCCAUCUGUGCACUCAACAGUGAUUGGUUUUUGGAGUGGUUAUUGGCUGUUACAUUUGUUGGAGGGAUAGCUGCUCCUCUCAAUUACAGAUGGAGCUUGGACGAGGCAAGGUUUGCAAUGGAGGUUGUGAAACCGGUAAUGUUGGUGAUUGACGACUGCUCAAGUUACUGGUAUUCAAAGCUCCAGAGAGGUACUAUACCGGUACUGAGAUGGCUUGUUUUCAUGAAUUCCCCUUCAGAUUGCAACAACGAAAGAUUUGUAUUAACUACUGAAACACUUCGAAAGCGUGUUUUAAGAUCUCUGUCAUUCAACUACCUCUGGGCACCUGAGAAUGCCGCAAUAAUAUGCUUCACGUCAGGAACCACAGGACGGCCAAAGGGAGUUACCAUAAGACAUUCAGCUCUGAUUGUACAAUCGCUGGCAAAAAUUGCGAUUGUCAACUAUGGUGAGGAUGAUGUUUAUUUGCAUACAGCUCCAUUAUGCCACAUUGGUGGGAUAUCCUCUGCCAUGGCCAUGUUAAUGGUAGGAGGUUGCCAUGUCUUGAUACCCAAGUUUGAAGCUAACUCGGCACUCAAAGCCAUAGAGCAACUCCAUGUGACUUCUUUUAUAACUGUCCCUGCAAUAAUGGCUGAUAUUGUUUCCUUAAUCAGUCAAUUUUCUCAGUUAUGUUUAAAUUUUUUUUUUUGCAACAUAAUGUUAAACAUGCCUAAUUUAGCAUUAUCACAAUUCUUUGCUCAUAUUUCCAUGCAAUGUUUUGAAGGAAUGACAGAGACAUGUUCUUCACUAACCUUUAUGACCCUCUAUGAUCCAACAACCGAUAACUCGAGCCAUUCAUUUCACGUAACCUGUAAUAUUGAUUCCAGUUUGGUUCACCAACCAAAGGGUGUUUGUGUUGGCAAGGCUGCACCACAUGUCGAACUAAGGAUUAGCUCAGAGGAUUGUUCCCACGUUGGGCGGAUAUUGACUAGGGGUCCCCAUGUAAUGCUUGGAUAUUGGGGUCAAAUUCCACUAGAGGCAUUGAGUGCCGGUGAUGACAGUUGGAUUGACACGGGAGACGUUGGGUGGAUCGAUGACUUUGGUAACGUAUGGCUAGUUGGGCGAUCUAAGGGAAGAAUCAAGAGUGGAGGAGAGAAUGUUUACCCUGAAGAGGUGGAGGCUAUCCUAUCCCAACAUCUGGGAGUUUCUGGCAUUGUAGUGGUUGGACUUCCAGACGCUCGUUUGACAGAGGUGGUGGUUGCUUGUUUGCAAAUACGGGACAAUUGGAGAUGGGCUGAUUCAUGUUCUGAUCACUUAGCUGGAAAGAAAGACCAAACCUUAUCCACUCAAAUUCUUCGGCAAUUCUGCAGAAAAAUGAAUUUGACUGGGUUUAAAAUACCAAAAAGUUUUGUUAUAUGGAAGAAGCAGUUUCCAUUGACUAGUACUGGGAAAUUGAGAAGAGAUGAAAUUAGAAGAGAAGUUAUGUCUUCUUCGCAAAUCCUGCCUAGCAAUCUAUAACUACCAAAAAUGUUUGUUCUUCUUCUUUUUAUUUUUUUAUUUUUUGAAAUUUUGGUUCAUGUAUCUUCAAGACUUUGUUGAAGGAAAUAUGGGGUGAAAACCAAAUUAGACAGCAAUUUAAAUUCCUUGUUUUGCAGAUUGUGUAGCUUUCUACAACUUUAUGCCAAUUUUUUAUGCAGAAUGAUGUUGCUUA
This is a messenger RNA of Camellia sinensis, 2055 nucleotides long. The record is from RefSeq and is a predicted model, not a curated record. NCBI's taxonomy places the organism in Eukaryota, Viridiplantae, Streptophyta, Magnoliopsida, Ericales, Theaceae.